Candidula unifasciata is the source of this 3010-nucleotide messenger RNA. NCBI's taxonomy places the organism in Eukaryota, Metazoa, Mollusca, Gastropoda, Stylommatophora, Geomitridae. The record is from the annotation of a GenBank genome assembly.
AUGGUAAAGCUGACUUCAUUGCAUGAUCACGAGUUUAUGGAUCAGGUGCUGGAGGCAGCCUUUCACAGGGAGCAGUCUGACCUGAUGAAGGAGUCGGUGGUCACACAUGUCUGUGAGGACGGGACACGUCACACACACACUGAUAGAACUGUUCUAGGUGUUCUCGAACUGAGCACCAAAUGGAUACUCUAUGGCAACACACCUUUGCACGUGUCUUCUGGCUUCAGGCUGUUCUCUACGUGGGGAUCUCACAACAUCCAGAACUUCCUGUCCUAUUUUACCCCAAGGAUGGUGUCUGAGAUGUUGUCAGAUGUUUUCAAGAUAUCCCCAAAUGGACCCCUACUUCUUAGAGAAGGUUUCAGGAUCCUUUGUAAACAAAGGUACACACAAACUUAUUAUGAGUGUGCUCAAGUUGUACAAGGCAAUGUUACCAAAUGUGUGAGCAACACCCACAAUUCCUUGCUGGUGCGCAAUGUAGGCUUGCUUCUUGAGGAGUUCAAGGAGUGUAUACCAACAGAUGAGGGUGAAGCUGUUCGAUUCUGCUAUGCUGUAUUAAACCACCUACGCUUUUCUGACUUGCCAGGAGAUAUAAACACUGUUGACUAUAUGGAUGACAUUGCCAGGAUUCUCAGUGUUGUGUGGAAGCUGCAUCAUCAAGUGGUCUUGGCCAGGUGCCUGUACUUCAUCUUCUGUAUUAUCUCGGCACCCAGAUCAGACAAGCUAGCUUACCCAUCAUGUUGCCUGGCAGCUGUUGUCAGAUACAUUCCUAUGGAGAUAGCUAAUCUGGUUGUGAGAGACAUAGUGACAGACACUUCUGGCAGUGAUGAAUCCAUUGCCAUAGCAGUGAGUCAGAUCAUAGAGUGGUUGAGAUGGCCCUGCAUUGAGAACAUGGAUCUCUGGCUCUUGUGUUUCCUUACUCAGCUGGCAGCUGCCAGGAAGUAUGACCUGCUGGCUCACAUCACUGAGUUCAACAUACGCCAGCUGGCUAAUAAUUUGUUGGAAGACUCCCCAUCCUUGUGGCAUGCCUCCUUCACCAUUCUCUCCCAUUUGCUGUUGAGUUUCCAACACUCACCUGGACCUUUUCACCAAUGUCUGGAUACAAUGGCUGCUGCCAUAGAGAAGCUGAGGAAGACUUCAGGACUGGAGCCUGGAACCCCUCUCAAUCAGUUGGCGAUGCUUAUCUAUUGUUUGAUGCACCACCACUCAGGUUUUCCUGACUUGUAUGAACCUGUCCUGAACCGCAUACAGGGCAUCCCUCCUCCUACAUCUGAGCUGAUGAAUUCAAUUCUGGACAGUGCCAGAUGGACAUCAGAGUCUGAUGAUUGCCAACUCAUAGAAGAGAUUGUACCCAGUUCAUCUCUGUCCUCAACCAAACAGAAAAAGCUAGAGCCAGGAAAGACAGGGCUGGUCAAUUUGGGCAACACCUGCUACAUGAACAGUGUGAUACAGUCACUGUACAUGUGUGAUCAAUUCCGCAAAGCUGUGCUCACAAAAACACCACAAGAGAAGGAGAAUCUGAUGGAAAUGUUGCAGCAUGCCUUUGCUAUUCUCACUUACUCAAAUCGGCCUUGCAUGACACCCAGUAAGUUUUUAAAGGCAUCAAGACCAUCCUGGUUCUUGCCAGAUCACCAGCAGGACUGCUCCGAGUUCCUCAAGUAUUUGUUGAACCAGCUUCAUGAAGAUGAGACUCUGUCCAACACAGCUCAGAAAAGUCCAACAAAUAAUAACAUCUCCUCAAACAGUGUUUUCAGACGUAAUAUGAACAAAGUAAGCAAGGCAGAAAGGAAGAAAAGUAAUGUUCUCUUAACAUCAGUUACAAUGAAGAUGGAAGAGCUCAAACAUUCUAGAAAUUCAAGCUUGGACUGCAACAAGAACACUGAGAGUGUGCAGUCUUUGGUGGAACAAUAUUUUGCAGGGAAAGUCCAGACCACACUAAGGUGCCUUGCUUGUGGACAGAAAUCUGUCACUGUUGAAAGCUUUGUAGAUAUUUCGUUGGCAUUUCCAAAUUCAUCAAGAUUAACACCUCAUCUUUGCAAGAGCCUGGCUGGAGGCAGUUGCACUUCUUUUGGUGAACAAGAGCCUGAAAGAAUGCAGCUGUUUGCUGCAGAGCCAGCAGUCCAGUCUGAAGAUGGUUUCUCUUUGAAUGAUUUGAUUUCCUUCUACUUGAAGUCAGAGAAGUUGACAGAGGACAAUAAGUAUCACUGUGACCAAUGCAAAACACUACAGGAUGGUGAAAAAAGUCUGCAGAUCAUUGAUUCUCCACAGUAUCUUAUUCUGACUCUUCUAAGGUUCUCAUUCGACUCUAGACUCCAGACAAGAACCAAAAUAUUUCAGGAUGUUUACUAUCCUUGUACACUUUCUAUCCCUGUUUACAAGCAAGCUUCUUCAAAGGACACAAAUAUGUGUCUUUCAGAAACACAUGCAAGAAAUGCCAAUAGCUCAUCCACAAACAAUGUAGCUGGAGUCGCUGACUCACCUCAGAACAAACUUGACAAUAUUGCCAAACUUCUUGCUCCAAAAUGUGACAAUGCUAACCAAGAGCCACAGUCUUUUCAACUUUAUGGGUUGACUGCUGUGAUUGUCCACUCAGGGACAUCAUCUGAAUGUGGGCAUUACUACUGCUAUGCUCGGCAUGCGCAAGAUGGCCAGGUUGCUGCUAAACUGUUAGAUGAAUUGAACAACAACUCAGACAAUCUUGACCUGCUUGCAGACAAGUGGUAUUGUUUCAAUGACAGGAAAGUCUCGAGUUGUACACUAAAUUCAUUCAGGAAUGGGAUGAAACAAUUCUCCAAGGACACACCCUAUGUUCUUAUUUACCGAAAACUCAGCGUUGGAAGUCAGAGCAGUGAUGCAGAUACAGACCCAGUUCUGUCCCCUGGUUUGAUGGAUGUAGUCAUCAAGGAUAAUGAAGCCUACCUGAAGGAACAAGAAGCUCAAGCCAGAAUGAAAGAGAAGCGGCAGAUUGCAAAAUCGUCCCCACUCAACUCUGUUGGUCAGCAGACGUCUCGGG